AUCUCCAUGCAGAAGUACAUCAGGGACAUCUCUCUAGCUGCCACCUUCUUCUUUGCUGGAGGUGUGGGAGUAAUUCUAGGCGCCAUGUACUGCAAAAUGGAACUCGGCAACAAUAAAAAACCAAUGAGGAACACGUCCACAGAUGUGUUCACCCCUGGUGAGGGUCGGCUAAAUCAAAGAGCUCCAUGGUGGGGUUUCAGUGAUGACAACAAAGUGCAAAUCCUUUCCAUCGCUAAUCCGGGGAAUGCAGAGGCCAAACCGAUGCAGCUCAAUGAGGAGGAGACAUCAAAAGCCAAGCCCUGGCUCAGAGAAAUGGCGAGACAGGACCUAAAGCAGGCGAGGCCGGAUUACUGUUUCGUGUGCCACAGUUGCGACCGGGACGGCUUGGUCUCAUCUAGCACAGGCGGCCGUGAGAGAGCGGGCAGGAGCGGAGCGAUUGUUGUCCAGAGCGACAGUUGGUUAGCAACUGUGUCUGGCAAACAGAAGAAACUGGCACCGAGGGAGGAGGACAGAGAGCACAUGCCGUGGCUUGUCCUGAAUUCAAAUGAAGAUUGCCCAGGCCAGAGAGACCAGAUCAUAUAUCAAAGGCAAUAUAAUAAUAGUAAUCAUGAUUUCACCAUGAUGCCCACUAUAUUAAAUGCUGAUGCAGAAAUACGUGGAGCCUCAAACCAGAACCUGGUUCACAUGAGCAGCAGGAAUACACCCAAACAGAUCAAUUUCAUACAGAGUAGGGAGCGAUUAAAUGCAUCCAAAGAAUCUUGUGAUAAAUUACCCUACAAUGAAGGUAAAUUACAAAAUAUUCAAGCACUGCCAGACUACCUCACCACCAAGUGUGUACACUGUAGUCAAACCAUUGAGUACUGGCAAGGAAGUAACAGAGAGAGAGGCAAAACCAUGGAGGUGAAAAUAGACCAAACCGUUGACCAGCAGUACAAGAGAGAAGAAAAUACAGAAGACAAAAUCAAUCACAAGCAAGACCCCACAUAUGUGGAUUACAGUGAUCAUCACGUAAGAAAACCUUGCAUUAAACCACCACAAAGGAGAGUCAGCUUUGACCUGAGAGAAUCUGGUGCUCUAAAGAAUGAAUUUCAAAAAGACGCAAAAAUUCAGAAUACGAAAAAGUCAGACAAUCUAAAAUCAACACAAAAGCUGAGCUCAAAAACUUCAAAUGAAAAUAAAGGGAGAAAAAAACUCAAUGUUCGUUCAAAUAGCUUACUGAAAGUCAAGAUCAACCUUAACCCAUUUAGAAAAAGCAGAAUACAUGCUCAGAAAAACCUGAACAAAGAGAAGAAUAAAAAAGCAGCCAGCAAAAUGGCAAAACGAGCUAAGCUCAGUGUUUCAGCAGAGCAGGGUGACGGAAAUCGGUCAGAAACCAGAGAUACUGACACACAGAAACCAGAAAAACGAAGCAAGAAACAACACAAGAAAAGCCUUCAAAAUAAGCUCAGCCAAUCAACUGACAGCACUAAAACGUCUGGGUCUCAAAGGAUAAAUACUAAGAACAACAAAGAAGGCCACCCCCAAUCAAUGAAUGAUGAUGCAAAUUUAGAGGAGGCAAGCCUUGUGACAUCAACAGAAGAUGAAGAAUUACGGAAACAUCAAUUGGGAAAUGAACAAGCAAAAGAAGCAAGCUCUAUUUUGCUUCAUAGCCUCCAGGAUAGCUUGGAAACCACAGCAACCAAACCUCAAAGCAGCCAAACUAUUGGACAUCCGCAAACAGACACUACAGAUCCUGUAUCUCCAGAGAUGACAGGAACUUCUGUACACCCACUGACUUCACACUCACCAUCAGCAGUGGAUGUUCUUAACCCUGAAAUUCCGAAUGACUCAAGAACUGCAGAGAAUGUACCGGAUGGACAUGACCUAUCCAACAGACCCAGCACGACUGCAGUCCCCUCUGCUCCCUCUCUAAUCCUAGAAUGCCUGCCUUCAGCAGAGGGGUCUCCAAAAAGGAAAAUUCGACUCAUUAUUCCUGAGAGGACAAGUAGCAGAUCACAGACUCCAUUAGACAAAAAGAUCCGAUAGGUGUUCCAAAACAAGUCACAGUGAAAUACACCACUACUCCCUUCACGAAAAUAAAAAAUAAAAUAAAUUUAAAAAGCAAUGUACAGGCUGGGGCUGCUGGGUGGCUUAUGCAGUUUAAGCACUUUUCCAGUAUGCGGAUAGCCCCUUGGUCUGGAUUGCCAACUGGGGCUGUUAGCUUCACACAGCAUUACGUAAUUGACCAUGGAGUUGCCUGGGGAGAGAAAGUUUUAAGAGAGAACUUCGCAAAACUAGUAUCCUCCGAUCAGUUAUGCAUGCACAGUUUUCUUGCACAAGCUCUGUAUGAAAGGGUUUUUCACUGAUUCAGUGUCAUUAAGGUGAACAUGGAUGCACCAAUGGCAUCUAUAAACAUAAUCUGAGACAGAGAGCAGCAGUGUCCACUUGGUUCAGAGCACAAACAUCAGACAUAAUAUUUGUUUAGAGCAACAAGAAUUUUUUUCAUACAGCCUGUAACUGCCACUGUGUAGGAAUUGACCACUGACCGUGGGGCACAUCCACACACUAGAACAGUGUUCUAAGGAUGAUUCACCCAGCAUCCCUGGUCAUGAUUGCUUAAUGACAAAUAUGACAGAAGUGUGGGAAAUCCCCGUGUGUUUAAUAGGCAUUCAAAGGGCACUCACCUCUGGGCAUACAUUCCAGCCCCUCAUUAGCAGAGAGGAGAUAGGCUUGGGGAUCGAGUAGCCAAUGGGAGGUCUGACGUGGUGGUAGGCCAUGUCUGCUGCUGCAGCAGCUACAUUGGAAGAGAGGAAAAUUUGCACAACAAAUUUACAGUGUAGUCUCCAUGAACUCUUGAACUUACACUGUAUAUCACUUGUUUUAUUGUUUGGUGACUAGGCAACUACCAGCCUUCCUGGGGUCAUAAAAAACCAUUCAUCACAACAAUAAAAAUGUGAAAUCCAGAGUUUUUCCAUGAUAACACAAAAUAGUGCAAAACAAACUCUAAACUGCAAGCGUGUAUGAACUCGUUUAACUGUUUGGGGGGGGCCAUACCAGGUUUGAGAUGGGCGAAUGGGAUCUCUCCAGUCAGCAGCUCCCACAGACAAAGAGCGUAGCUGAACAUGUCGGCCUUGACAGUAUAGCGUGUACACUGGGUGAACACCUCUGGGGCCAUCCAGCGCAAGUUCUGCUUAGCAACAACAUGAACACAAUCACCAACACAGGAACAGAGGACAUUUCCCAGGGCCCCCGACCUGCUCAUUACCUUAAAGUAAUGAUAUAUUAAUGCAGUCCCCACGAUUAUGUAAGUAUUCCAGGGUACACGAAGCUUGUUUACUUAUUUUGAAAAAUCUGCUACCAUCCACAUAUCUAGUACAUCCUUGUACGGUUUCUAACCAGUCAUUUGUUUUGUUUUUUUUUUCCAGGAGAUAAUUAAAUCAUGCUGA
Molecule: messenger RNA, 3425 nt
Organism: Anguilla anguilla (European eel)
Lineage: Eukaryota; Metazoa; Chordata; Actinopteri; Anguilliformes; Anguillidae
Exons: 3
Coding region: 7-2025 (672 amino acids)
Source: RefSeq, a predicted model, not a curated record